GUGGAGAGAAAUCUCUUUCCCUCCUCCCUUCAACCCACCGAGUCCCCUUGGGGCGCAUGCGCAAUAGCAGCCUCCCAUCUUUCUCCCAGGCAGAGCCAGAGACUCACAGCAGCAGUAGCAGCAGCUGAUGAUGAAGACGAGAGAGGGGGGGACUGGGGGACCUUUUAUUUAUAUUGUUAAAGGGACAGAGCACUAAUUCCAUCUUGAAUUGGUGUGUGUGGAGGGGGAGGGGGUUGGUGUGAGGAGCCUGAGUUUCUCCCCCCAGCCCAGCCCUGCUAGAGGAUCCCAGGGAGACACAGGGAGAGAAGGAGAGUUUCUUCCCCCCCUUGGCCGUCAGAGGAGAGAGAAAGAGACCAAAAGCCUCUUAGCAACACAGCCCCUUCUCUCUCUGCUAAUGCUGCUUGGCCCUGGCUGGAGACACCUCACCAACACACACACACGAGCAGCAGCCAGUUCACUAGCUCCCCCACCCCCUGCUCUCCCCUCCUCCCCCUUUAUUACCCUUUGUGUGUGUCUCUUUCUCCACUGCUCCAGGGAAGGGAAUAAAAGUGGGGUGCAGCCAAGGUCAUACUGGAAAAUGUUGGUUUUUGGAUAUAUAAAUGUUGAAGAACAUAGUGUUUACAGACAAAAUCCUUAAAAUCUGGGUUUUUAGACAUCAAAGGUUUUAUCUGUUGCUCUGUUGCCUGUGCUGUUUUGAAAACUACUCACUUUCAGCAUGAAGGACUCCCAGCUAUCUGAUGUCAGAUCCAGAGAAGCUGGUCAUCAGUACAGAUGCCAAACCCCAUGUAGGAGGAACACAUCUGGACUCCUGUGUGACUUGAGAUGAGGGUAUGGCCCAAGAAGAUGACAUGGAAUGUAACCUAUCUAAUGCAAAAAUUCAUCCAGUUCACUCCUCUAUCUCCAGCAGAUAAUUCUUUAGAACCAUGGAAGAAGAGGUAUCAUCUCAGUAAAAAAGACAAGGAAAUAUAGAGGCCUCUUGGAGCAUUAUAACACUAAUUCUCUGCAAGGGUUCAGUGAACUUCCCAAGGUUGGUGGAUUUUUCCACCAGUCUACCUAACCUUAGAUGUAACUUGGGAUGCAAAGAGUUCCACAGAUGAGGGGUAUAAUAAGAAAAGGACCUAGCCCCAGUGACCUUGGUCCAUAGCCAAACUACAGACAGGAGAGUCUCUGAAGCAAAGUUGAAUGUGCACCCAGAAAUUUAAGAAACCAAAAGGUCCCUAAGGUAACUAGAAGCAAGGCCAUGAAGAGCAUUAUAACUUAGAAUGAACAGGAUGAACAUACCCACCUUAUGUCUAAUCCUUAGCAAGGAAAAAGGUUGUUUUAUUGGAAUUGUGAAGUCAUGAAAGAAUCACAGGAAGAUACCCGCAGCACCUUGGAUAAUGAGUGGAAGAUAAAGAGAAAGCAAAAAGAAUGUGGCAUAUAAAGGGUGUAAUACCUGGAGAGUCAUAAGCAGAAACAGAAAAAUGAAUGGCGGAAAGGAGUGUGACGGAGGGGACAAAGAUGGAGGUCCGCCAGCAGUACAAGUUCCAGUUGGCUGGCAACGUCGAGUGGAUCAAAAUGGAGUGCUCUAUAUCAGUCCCAGUGGGUCUUUAUUAUCCUGCUUGGAGCAAGUUAAGACAUACCUGCUGACUGAUGGAACCUGCAAAUGUGGCUUGGAAUGUCCUCUCAUUCUUCCCAAGGUAUUUAAUUUUGAUCCUGGAGCUGCUGUGAAACAGAGAACUGCUGAAGAUGUUAAAGCAGAUGAAGAUGUCACUAAGCUAUGCAUCCAUAAACGGAAAAUUAUUGCUGUGGCUACACUUCAUAAAAGCAUGGAAGCUCCGCAUCCUUCACUGGUUCUUACUAGUCCUGGGGGUGGAACAAGUGCAACUCCAGUAGUACCUUCUCGAGCAGCAACUCCAAGAUCAAUGAGGAAUAAAUCACAUGAAGGAAUUACAUAUUCUGUGAUCCCAGAAUGUAAAACGCCUUUCAAGUUAAUGAUAGGGGCAUCUAAUGCCAUGGGUAGGCUUUAUGUACAAGAAGUGACUGGAAGCCAGCAACAAGAUCUCCAUUCUAUCUAUCCUAGGCAGAGAUUGGGCAGUAAUGAUCAUGGACAGAAGUCUCCAUAUCGUGGCAGUCAUGGUGGAAUGCCUAGUCCAGCUUCAUCAGGAUCACAGAUAUAUGGAGAUGGCUCAAUCUCUCCUAGGACUGAUCCACUUGGAAGCCCUGAUGUUUUCACAAGGAACAAUUCCAAUUUUCAUGGAGCACCCAACUCUAGUCCUGUUCACAUGAACAGGACUCCUUUAUCUCCACCUUCAGUAAUGCUACAUGGUUCUCCAGUUCAGUCAUCCUGUGCAAUGGCUGGAAGGACUAAUAUACCUCUUUCCCCAACCUUGACCACAAAAAGCCCAGUAAUGAAAAAAUCCAUGUGUAAUUUUUCAGCUAGUAUGGAACUACCACGAGCAAUGUUUCACCAUAAACCACCCCAAGGCCCACCUCCACCUCCUCCACCUUCUUGUGCUCUUCAGAAAAAGCCAUUAACAUCAGAGAAGGAUCCACUUGGCAUUCUUGACCCUAUUCCUAGCAAGCCAGUUAAUCAGAAUCCUGUUAUCAUUAACCCUACUAAUUUCCAUUCUAAUGUCCAUUCUCAGGUACCUGUAAUGAAUGUAAGCAUGCCUCCUGCUGUUGUCCCUUUGCCAAGCAAUCUCCCUUUGCCAACUGUAAAACCUGGUCACAUGAACCAUGGAAGUCAUGUACAAAGAGUUCAGCAUUCAGCUUCAACCUCCCUCUCUCCUUCACCAGUGACAUCCCCAGUUCAUAUGAUGGCAUCUGGGAUUGGAAGGAUUGAGGCAUCUCCCCAAAGAUCACGUUCAUCUUCCACAUCAUCAGAUCAUGGAAAUUUCAUGCUGCCUCCAGUAGGACCACAGUCAUCUUGUAGUGGUAUUAAAGUUCCUCCCAGGUCACCAAGAUCAACAAUAGGAUCUCCAAGACCAUCUAUGCCAUCAAGCCCUUCCACCAAGCCUGAUGGACUUCAUCAGUACAAGGACAUCCCUAACCCAAUAAUUGCUGGAAUGAGUAAUGUACUAAAUCCUCCAAGCAAUGCAGUUUUUCCUACUGCAUCUGCUGGAAGUGGUCCCCUGAAGAGUCAGCCUGGUUUGCUGGGAAUGCCUUUAAAUCAGAUCUUGAAUCAGCACAAUGCUGCCUCUUUUCCAGCAAGUAGUUUACUCUCAGCAGCAGCCAAAGCACAGCUAGCAAAUCAAAAUAAACUUGCUGGUAACAACAAUAGCAGCAGUAGCAAUUCUGGAGCUGUUGCCAGUGGUGGCAACAAUGAAGGACAUAGCACUUUAAACACCAUGUUUCCUCCUGCUGCCAACAUGCUUCUACCAACAAGUGAAGGCCAAAGUGGUCGAGCAGCACUACGAGAUAAACUGAUGUCUCAGCAAAAAGACCCUUUGAGGAAAAGGAAACAACCAACUACCACAGUAUUGAGUUUGCUUAGACAGUCUCAUUUGGAUAAUUCUGGAGUUCCUAAACCUGGAUCUGAUUUGAUAAGAAAGCAAAAUCAAGGUUCAUUUCCCAUCAGUUCUAUGUCUCAGUUACUUCAGUCCAUGAGUUGUCAAAGCUCUCAUAUGAGCAGCAAUAGUACCACUGGUUGUGGGAGCUCAAAUACUGUUUUGCCUUGUUCUGCUAACCAGAUGCAUUUUACAGACACCAAUAUGAACUCUGGCACUCUUCAGAAUUCAUUGACACAGAGCUUACCUUUAAGAGGGGAAGGUAUGCACUGCCAGAAUGCAAACACUAACUUUGUCCAUGGUACUAGCCCCGGCCCAAACAACCACCUUGCAGGCUUAAUAAAUCAGAUGCAGGCUAGUGGGAACUGUGGGGCGCUCAAUCAGUCAGGAAUGGCUUUAGGAAAUUCAUUACAUCUGAACCCACCUCAGUCAAGAAUCCACGCAUCCUCCACUCCACUGAUACCAAACAGCAUUGUUAGCAGCUGUAAUCUAACAAGUCCUCAAGCAGGGGGUUCAGGACCAUCAUCUUCCAUAGCCAUAGCUGGAACCAGCCAACCUGCCAUCACAAAGACAACAUCUGUUCUUCAGGAUGGUGUUAUAGUCACUACUGCAGCUGGAAACCCACUUCCGAGCCAGCUGCCCAUUGGGAGUGAUUUCCCUUUUGUUGGCCACGAACACACACUUCACUUUCCACAGAACUGCUCUUCAAACAACAAUCUUCCGCAUUCUUUGAAUCCAAACCUUCUCAAUUCUCUACCUAUCUCUUUGCCAGUGAAUCAACAACAUCUCUUAAACCAGAAUCUAUUAAAUAUACUACAGCCUUCAGCAGGAGAAGGCAAGUCUGAGGUCAUACUCAACCCUUUAGGUUUGCUCAACCCAAGUGUAAAUGCUGCACUAGCUUUUCUCUCCAGUGACAUGGAUGGGCAGGUAUUACAACCUGCUCAUUUUCAGCUUCUAGCAGCCCUACUUCAGAAUCAAGCCCAAGCAGCUGCCAUGCUUCCCCUACCAUCUUUCAAUUUGACCAUCUCAGAUUUGUUACAACAGCAAAAUAACCCUUUACCCUCAGUAACACAGAUGACAGCCCCACCAGACCAUUUGCCAAGCAAUCAGUCAGACAGCAACAGAGCAGAGACCCUCUUAACCAACCCCCUGGGGAACCCUAUACCAAGCUUUACAGGCACUGACACUACUUCUAACCCCUUGCUCCUCCCAGCUGUCACUGGGGCCUCAGGAUUAAUGGCCUUAAAUCCCCAACUGUUGGGAGGUGUCCUGAACUCCGCAUCGGGCAACACUGCUAAUCAUCCAGAGAUAUCCAUAGCAACCUCCUCCCAGGCAACCACUACCACAACCACUACAUCAUCAGCAGUGACAGCACUGUCUGUCUCAACACUUGGUGGGACAGCAGUGGUGUCAAUGGCAGAAACAUUGCUGAACAUAUCUAAUAAUGCUGGGAAUACAUCUGGUCCAGCUAAACUCAACAAUAACUCUGUGGUGCCACAGCUACUUAACCCUCUACUGGGGACAGGUCUGCUUGGUGACAUGUCGUCAAUAAACACUACUUUGAAUAACCAUCAACUGACUCAUCUCCAGUCACUGUUAAACAACAAUCAGAUGUUUCCUUCAAAUCAGCAGCAACAUCAGCUUCUCCAGGGGUACCAGAAUCUCCAGGGGUUUCAAGGGCAACCCACAAUUCCUGGAUCAGCUAACAACUCAAACCCCAUGGCUUGUCUGUUUCAAAAUUUUCAGGUGAGAAUGCAGGAAGAUGCUGCUCUUUUAAACAAAAGAAUGAUCACUCACAUGGGUAUAACAUCAGUUCCUGAGAGUUCCAGCGCUACCCUUCCUCCUUUUCAAGAUACAUCUUGUGAUUUGCAGCAAAGAACUGAACCAACUGUAGGACAACAGGCAAAGGAUGGCCUCAGUGUAGCUGCUCAGGGUGAUUCUUCAGUCGAUGCUAUUUACAAAGCAGUCAUAGAUGCUGCAAGCAAAGGAAUGCAAGUAGUAAUCACCACUGCAGUUAGCAGUACAACACAAAUGAGUCCCAUUCCAGCUCUGAGUGCCAUGAGUGCCUUCACAGCCUCAAUUGGUGACCCAUUAAAUCUUUCUAGUGCUGUCAGUGCAGUAAUCCAUGGAAGAAACAUUGGUGUUUCUGAUCACGACGGUAGGAUAAGAAACACUAGGGGGACACGAAUACUGAAGAAUUCAGAACACAGUAAAAAUUCAAGUGAAGGGGAUGGAUUUGAAUAUUACAAGUCAGCAGGUUGCAACACACCCAGAAAACAGUGGGAAGAGGAGCAAAACCCUGGAGGAGAGAUAAAUAGGUGGAAGUGUGAGGAGUUUUUAGACCAUUCAACCCAUGUCCACAGCAGCCCUUGCCAUGAAAGGCCCAAUAACAUCUCCACACUGCCAUUGUUACAGGGUGAGCAGCAUCAGAUACUGUUACCACAGAGAAACUGUCAAAGUGAUAAAAUGUUGGAGGAGAAUUUCAGGUAUAACAGUUACAAAAGAACUAUGAUGAGUUUUAAAGAGAGACUGGAGAACACUGUGGAAACAUGUGCACACAUAAAUGGAAAUAGGCUUCAACAAAGUAGAGGGUUUGGAGAGUUGCUGAACACUUCUAAACAAGACCUAGUCAUGGAGGAGCAAUCUCCAAGUUCCUCAAAUAGUUUGGAAAGUUCUCUAGUUAAAGACUAUAUCCAUUAUAAUGGAGACUUUAAUGCCAAAAGCAUUAAUGGGUGUGUGCCUAGCCCUUCAGAUGCUAAAAGCAUCAGCAGUGAAGAUGACCUAAGGAAUACAGAUUCCCCUUCUUCAAAUGAGUUGAUACAUUACAGGCCGAGGACGUUUAAUGUUGGCGACUUGGUCUGGGGCCAAAUAAAAGGACUGACUUCAUGGCCUGGAAAAUUAGUAAGAGAAGAAGAAGUUCACAAUUCAUGUCAGCAAAACACUGAGGAGGGGAAGGUGGAGCCCGAGAAGUUGAAGACACUAACAGAAGGUCUGGAAGCCUACAACCGAGCCAGGAAGAGGAACAGAAAAAGCGGAAAGCUAAAUAACCAUUUAGAAGCUGCUAUACAUGAGGCCAUGAGUGAGCUGGACAAAAUGUCUGGGAAUGUACACCAAAUCCCACAGGGAGACAGACAGGUGAAGCCUCCAAAACCGAAGAGGAGGAAGAUCUCUAGAUAACAUUGAAUGUCUUUGUUACUGGUUCAGUACUUAUCAAAUUGAACAUGCACAUAAAUCAGUAUAUAGGUAUUGAUAUAGAUAUUAUAUCAAUAUUUAUAUCAAGGACAGAUAGAUACCAUCAAAGGGUGCUAUGCGAAAUAGUGGUACAAUAUUUUUGUUGAUCGUGUCGGAUAGUUAAUGCUGAAUAAACCAAUCAGAUUCCUUGAAAGAUUACAGUAAAAAUGUCAGAUGAUUACUGAAUUUUUUCUAUAAUACUAAAAUUGUGAUUAUAAAAAUAGUCCAAAUGUUUCUGAUAAAUUUUCAUUGUGUAUAUAGAUAAUACAGAAUUUCAUGGUGAUAUCUGAACUGUAAAUAUUGUACAAUAUUGUCAUGUACAAGCGUACCUAAUGCACACUUUAUCUUUUAUUGUACAAAAAAAUAGUGUACAAAAUUCUUUGGUUUCUAUUGAGUACACAUACAAGAGACUACCAGUGUAAAGUGAUAAAUAAAAAUACAGCCUAAAUGCUUUUA
Gopherus flavomarginatus (Mexican gopher tortoise) is the source of this 7175-nucleotide messenger RNA. RefSeq names its product methyl-CpG binding domain protein 5 (gene MBD5). Gene Ontology annotation, molecular function: chromatin binding; DNA binding. NCBI's taxonomy places the organism in Eukaryota, Metazoa, Chordata, Testudines, Testudinidae. Bases 1464 to 6665 code for a protein of 1733 amino acids. The record is from RefSeq and is a predicted model, not a curated record. Gene Ontology annotation, cellular component: chromocenter; nucleus. The transcript is spliced from 18 exons.